GAAAAAAAAAAAAAAAACAGGUUUCGGCUUGAACAGAAGUUUCGCCGGGCGUAAUUCACGCUGCGUUGAGAAGCGAGAGAAACCUCCUAAUCAGCAAAGGGGAGGAAAUGAACCUAGCAAAGGAUUCGUUCCGUUUCUCUCUUCCCCUUUCCGCUGCGUGCUUAUCUGAAAUUUAACGCGCCUUUAUCAAACUCGGAUAGCCAACCAAAUUUCCAGACGUUCUCAAUUUCCACUGGGAGCUGCUGAUCUGAAUCUGAUUGGGCGCUUUGCUGCUCGCGAAUAUCUUUCGGAUCCGCCCAAAAAAAUCAAUAUCGAAAUAAAAAGGAAAAAUGCUGCGUUUGAGAGCGUUCCGGCCGACCAACGAUAAAAUCAUAAAGAUUCAGUUGCAUCCAACACAUCCAUGGCUAGUAACGGCUGAUGCAUCAGAUCACGUCUCUGUUUGGAAUUGGGAACAUCGCCAGGUGAUUUACGAGCUGAAAGCUGGCGGUGUUGACGAGCGCCGUUUGGUUGGUGCCAAGCUGGAGAAACUUGCUGAGGGGGAAUCAGAGCCUAAAGGAAAACCCACAGAAGCCAUGCGGGGGGGAAGUGUUAAGCAGGUGAAUUUUUAUGAUGAUGAUGUACGCUUUUGGCAACUUUGGCGUAAUCGUUCUGCUGCUGCCGAGGCUCCAUCAGCUGUCAAUCAGGUCACCUCAUCUUUUAGUUCUCCAGCUCCAUCAACAAAAGGAAGACAUUUUCUUGUAAUUUGUUGUGAGAAUAAAGCCAUAUUCUUGGACUUGGUGACAAUGCGCGGACGUGAUGUACCAAAGCAAGAUCUGGAAAACAAGUCACUUCUGUGCAUGGAGUUCCUUUCUAGAUCAGCUGGUGGUGAUGGCCCUCUUGUUGCUUUUGGUGGAUCUGAUGGUAUCAUAAGAGUUCUUUCAAUGAUUACGUGGAAGCUCGUGCGAAGGUACACUGCAGGUCAUAAAGGAUCGAUUUCUUGUUUGAUGACCUUCAUGGCUUCUUCUGGUGAGGCACUUCUGGUCUCAGGUGCUAGUGAUGGUUUUCUUGUACUUUGGAGUGCUGACCAUGGUCAAGAUUCACGAGAACUUGUACCCAAACUAAGCUUAAAAGCACACGAUGGUGGGGUUGUGGCAAUCGAACUUUCUAGAGUGAUUGGAGGUGCUCCACAGCUUAUUACAAUUGGUGCAGAUAAGACAUUAGCGAUAUGGGACACAAUCUCUUUCAAGGAGUUGCGGCGUAUUAAACCUGUUCCAAGAUUGGCUUGCCAUAGUGUGGUAUCUUGGUGUCACCCUCGGGCUCCAAACCUUGAUAUUCUAACUUGUGUGAAAGAUUCCCAUAUUUGGGCCAUUGAACACCCCACUUACUCAGCUCUCACGAGGCCAUUGUGUGAACUUUCCUCACUUGUGCCUCCACAAGUACUUGCACCUAACAAGAAACUUAGGGUUUAUUGUAUGGUAGCACAUCCUUUACAGCCGCACCUUGUUGCUACCGGAACCAAUAUUGGUGUUAUCGUUAGCGAGUUUGAUGCUAGAUCUCUUCCAGCUGUAGCUCCCCUACCAACACUAUCAGGAAGCCGAGAACAUUCUGCUGUAUAUGUAGUUGAAAGAGAAUUAAAGCUACUAAAUUUUCAUUUGUCCAAUACAGCAAAUCCAUCACUUGGAAAUAAUAGCUCCUUAUCAGAAACAGGAAGGUAUAAGGGAGAAACAUUCGAACCUUUGCCUGUCAAGCAGGUUAAAAAGCACAUCAGCACUCCUGUUCCCCAUGAUUCAUAUUCAGUUCUUUCUGUAAGCAGUUCAGGGAAGUAUCUUGCGAUUGUGUGGCCUGAUAUCCCUUACUUCUCUAUCUACAAGGUUAGUGACUGGUCGAUUGUUGAUUCAGGAAGUGCAAGGCUUCUUGCAUGGGAUACUUGUCGUGACAGAUUUGCUAUAUUGGAAUCUACGUUACCUCCUAGAAUUCCCAUAAUUCCUAAGGGGGGUUCAUCAAGAAAAGCAAAAGAAGCUGCUGCAGCUGCUGCGCAAGCUGCUGCUGCAGCUUCUUCUGCUGCUGCUGCAGCUUCUGUUCAAGUUCGUAUCUUGUUGGAUGACGGGACAUCAAACAUAUUAAUGAGGUCUAUAGGUGGCCGCAGUGAACCUGUCAUCGGGUUGCAUGGGGGGGCACUACUUGGUGUUGCCUACCGAACGUCUAGGAGAAUUAGCCCUGUUGCUGCCACAGCUAUUUCAACAAUUCAGUCAAUGCCCUUAUCAGGAUUUGGAAGUAGUUCAUUUGCUACUUUUGAUGAUGGAUUUUCUUCUCAUAAAUCUCCAGCUGAGGCAGCAGCACACAAUUUUCAGCUCUACAGUUGGGAGACUUUUCAACCUGUGGGUGGUCUUCUGCCACAACCAGAGUGGACUACAUGGGACCAAACUGUUGAGUAUUGUGCUUUUGCAUAUCAACUGUACAUUGUCAUAUCUUCUUUGCGGCCUCAAUAUAGAUACCUCGGAGAUGUUGCAAUUCCCUAUGCUACUAGUGCCGUUUGGCAUCGAAGACAGCUGUUUGUUGCUACACCAACUACCAUCGAAUGUGUGUUUGUGGAUGCUGGAGUGGCGCCUAUCGACAUAGAAACAAGAAAGAUAAAAGAGGAGAUGAAACUGAAAGAGGCUCAGUCUAGAGCCAUUGUUGAACAUGGAGAGUUAGCACUAAUCACAGUGGACGGUCCCCAAUCUGUUGCACAAGAAAGAAUAUCAUUGAGGCCCCCAAUGCUACAGGUGGUGCGAUUAGCUUCUUUUCAGCACGCUCCUUCUGUUCCACCUUUCUUAUCUUUGCCUAAACAAUCUAAAGUUGAUGGGGAAGAUGUGGCUAUGAUGAAAGAAAUGGAAGAUAGAAAGGCUAAUGAGAUAGCUGUUGGUGGUGGAGGGGUAUCAGUGGCUGUUACUCGUUUUCCAUCAGAGCAGAAACGGCCAGUUGGACCGUUGGUUUUGGUGGGUGUGAGAGAUGGAGUUCUUUGGCUAAUUGAUAGGUACAUGUGUGCCCAUGCCUUAUCUCUUGGCCAUCCUGGCAUUCGCUGCCGGUGUCUUGCUGCCUAUGGAGAUGCUGUUAGUGCAGUGAAAUGGGCAAGUCGGCUUGGCAGAGAACAUCAUGAUGACUUAGCACAAUUUAUGCUAGGGAUGGGAUAUGCUACUGAAGCACUUCAUUUGCCUGGAAUAUCUAAAAGGCUGGAGUUUGAUCUGGCCAUGCAGAGCAGUGAUUUGAAAAGAGCUCUUCAGUCUCUCCUUACAAUGAGCAAUAGCAGGGAUAUGGGACGAGAUUCUGCUGGACUUGAUUUGAAUGACAUUAUCAGUUUGACAGCUAAGAAAGAAAACGUUUUGGAAGCUGUUCAAGGAAUAGAAAAAUUUGCAAAGGAAUUUCUGGAUCUUAUUGAUGCUGCAGAUGCUACUGCACAAGGUGAAAUAGCUGGUGAAGCUCUUAAGAGGUUAGCUGCUGCAGGUGCAGUAAAAGGAGCUUUACAGAGUCAUGAGUUAAGAGGACUAGCUUUGCGUCUUGCUAAUCAUGGAGAAUUGACACGUCUGAGUGGUUUGGUAAACAAUCUGAUCUCAGUUGGCUUGGGGCGGGAAGCAGCAUUUUCAGCUGCAGUUUUGGGAGACAAUGCUCUCAUGGAAAAGGCAUGGCAGGAUACAGGGAUGCUUGCCGAGGCCGUGCUUCAUGCACAUGCCCAUGGGCGACCAACACUGAAGAAUUUGGUUCAGGCUUGGAACAAAAUGCUGCAGAAGGAGGUUGAGCACACCCCAUUAGCACAGACUGAUGCUGCAGCUGCAUUCCUGGCUUCCCUUGAGGAACCCAAGCUUACAAGUUUGGGAGAAGCAGGGAAGAAACCGCCGAUUGAAAUUCUUCCUCAUGGGAUGGCAUCUCUAUCUGUUUCUACUUCACUUCAGAAAAAACCGGCUCCCACUAAUCAGAGUUCACAGUCACAACCAGGAAAGCAAAUGCUAUUAGAAGCACCUCCUGCUACCACACCUGUAAGUACUCCACUCCAAUCGGAAUCCACACUGGCACCAGUGAGUGUUCCACUCCAGUCGGAAUCCAUUUCUACUUCCGCAAGUCCUGCACUAGAGUCAGAGUUGUCCACGCUGUCACCUAUGAGUGCUUCCUUGCAAUCAGAAUCAAGUGAACCUGGUUCAGACAAUAGAACCCCUGGAGCAUUGUCAGUGAGUAAUCCAGAUUCAAUUGCUUCGGGGCCAACAUCUACAACUAAUUCAACACUGGCAGAGGCACUGCCCCAGAUUCCAGAGAUUCAGGAGACUAAUAUUCCACCUACAUAGCUGGUGAGUGACCCUCUUGCUUGAAUCGCAGAUCCUCCCAACCUGUUGAUAUCAGCAUAGAGCAGAAGAUUUAUGCCGAGCGUCCUGGAGGACCAUUGCCUAUCGUAUAAAGUAAUCUUUGUGUUGUCUGAUGUAAUUGGGAGAGCAAAGCAGGAAAUUCAUCUUCAAGUCUCAGGCUUAUCUAUAUUUCUGGAACUUACUAUAACUUCUUUAAUCUGGUCUAACUUUUUUUUUUCUCUGGCAAGUGGUGAUCUUCAUUGAAAAACAAAGAGUAAUACAUACUUAAGUCUGAAAUUUAAAACACAAUAUUAUACAGGUGGAUCCUUCCCACUAUGAAAUUCCAGUAGGCAUUGUGGUAUUUUUAUUAGGGGAAUGCUUCCAUAGAAGUUGUUUGAAGUUUCCUAUUGCGUAAUAAAAUGCGCGCAUCGAUUCUGGAACCGUUGUAUUUUGACUGUUGUCCAGCUUUCAAAGUCUUGGAGCAAGAAGUUUGUCUCUGGUUAUGCCUUAAAUUGUCGUCUGAAAAUUUGUUGUGACUUGUCCAAAGCUGAGAUGACUUCUUGGGAGUCUCCUUCAAUGAUUAUCUUAUAUUGCUGUAGAUGAGCCUCCUGAACUCCAAUGAAUGCUGCCAAUGCUUCUCCUUGA
This is a messenger RNA of Juglans regia (Persian walnut), 4937 nucleotides long. RefSeq lists its product as uncharacterized. The record is from RefSeq and is a predicted model, not a curated record. Lineage: Eukaryota; Viridiplantae; Streptophyta; Magnoliopsida; Fagales; Juglandaceae. The transcript has 21 exons. Bases 330 to 4295 code for a protein of 1321 amino acids. Gene Ontology annotation, molecular function: protein binding.